AUGUCCAUCUCUUUGCCGCCAUUACGAUCCAAUCCAGACCUCGCUUCUCCCAUAGCCGCCACAAAACUGCCCUCGCUCCAUCGACUCCGUCUGCUAGGUCCAGGACCGUCGCCUUCAACCUUGUAUCCAGACACUUGUCCACCCUCCUCCAAAUCACAGCAAUUGUUACUGGCUUGGGCUCGCCAUUGUGGUUACUUGGAUUCGUCUCACCUUCGCCGUCGUCGUGAUGACCGUCCACACCAUACACCGCUGCAUGUGCCUCCAUCCGUAACGAUCCGUAACGACCCAUUCCAAGGCUUGUUAAACCCUCUGCCCCAUUGCAUUACCGGCAACACGCAGGUCCAACCUCCAGACCCUCCCAAAUCGCCACCUCGUAAAACUCACAGUCCGGCCCCCUCGGUAGGGACUACGACUCUUCCAGUUCCAAUGACUCCUCCAAUGAGUCCUGGCACAACGUCUACCAUCGAACCCGCUUCCACUUUGGAAUCCAUACAGCCUUGUCAUUCGCACUGGCACUCGCACUCGCACUCGCAUUCGUAUUCUCCCCCUCCGUUACUGACCCCCAGCAAAAGCAGCCAGGACAUUCUCAGUUUCACCCCCGUCGUAAGCACCAAGUUGAUCCAAUUGGUAAAGGCUAAACGGAACGAACACCAAUAUACCGUAUCGAAAAAACAUAAAAAGACCGACUCUUUUAAAGCUUUGCAAUUGAAACGUCUGCUAGACACUCGUGCGUCCAUCUCUGCGCCAGACUUGGUCCCCAACAAACCAUUGCUUCGACACGAGGAUGCCACGGCAAAUUCGCCCUCUCCUUCGCCCUCUCCUUCCCGCUCACGUUCCGCUUCACCCACAAGACAAUUUGUCAUGAAGCUGCAAAACUAUUCCUCUCCAAACGCUUCACCAACAACCUCUCCUCGUUCCUCAAGAAGUACUUCUCCAUCACGUCAAUCUCACUCCCACUUGCACUUGCACUCCCACUUGCACUCACACUCACCCUCACCCUCACACUCCCAGCCUCAGACUAUCCCAGAACACGCAACCGAAAACGUAUCUGAAACAAAAGAACCCCCUCGUCCUUCCCGUCGCCACCAUAGACAAUGUCUAAGUUGUCGUUCCACUGACUCUCCUUGUUGGAGACCAUCUUGGUCAGGCCUAAAGACUCAACAGUUAUGCAACUCGUGUGGCUUGCGUUACAAAAAGACCAAAACACGAUGUUUGAAUAAUGAUUGUCGUAAAAUCCCCACAAAAUCAGAAUUGAUUAUCAUGAAAAAUAACGGUCAAGUUCAAGAGACCACCAAUAACACUACCAUCACAGGUUAUACUUGUUUAUUCUGUAAUCAUAUCACUCACACCGAAACUUAA
This is a messenger RNA of Henningerozyma blattae CBS 6284, 1359 nucleotides long. It is a transcript of the gene ASH1, whose product is annotated as DNA-binding transcription repressor ASH1. The record is from RefSeq and is a predicted model, not a curated record. Gene Ontology annotation, molecular function: sequence-specific DNA binding; zinc ion binding. Gene Ontology annotation, biological process: regulation of DNA-templated transcription. The transcript has a single exon. Bases 1 to 1359 code for a protein of 452 amino acids. NCBI's taxonomy places the organism in Eukaryota, Fungi, Ascomycota, Saccharomycetes, Saccharomycetales, Saccharomycetaceae.